Molecule: messenger RNA, 252 nt
Organism: Hydatigera taeniaeformis
Lineage: Eukaryota; Metazoa; Platyhelminthes; Cestoda; Cyclophyllidea; Taeniidae
Source: the annotation of a GenBank genome assembly
AAUCGAGAUCACACUGAGUCGCUGUCUGCAUUAAUAGCUAUCAUCUCCAGUAACCUAGACUUCGGUAAUGAUCUUUCUUGGCAUCCGCUCGUGCCGCAUCGAGUAGUUAGUGCAAAACGAGCUGCAAUCACCCUUGUAGAAUCACAGUCGGCAGCUAAAUCGGAAGGUGCACGGUCUGGUUCGCAGAUAGAGUCGGCCACUCUGGAGCUCUCUAAACGACUGACUCUCUUGGAGUUGCGUGAGGUGUGUUAA